Symbiodinium sp. CCMP2592 is the source of this 6300-nucleotide messenger RNA. Lineage: Eukaryota; Dinophyceae; Suessiales; Symbiodiniaceae. The record is from the annotation of a GenBank genome assembly.
AUGGGCAGACGAAAGCGCCAAAGGACAAAUGCUGGGACGACAGUCAGUGAAGACGGGACGGGACUGCCACCAGCCUGUGACCUAGAAUCAGAAAGUUGGGCCAGACCCGUCUGCUUGGAUGAAGUCCUGAACAGCAAGCAUAGCAAGCCAGCAUUCCAGUGCUUGCCGGGCUGCCUGGCAGUGGGCGGUGUGAAGGCCUUGGACAGCAUGUCCAUGGGAAAGCUCGCAUCCGCUUCCCGCGAGCUGUACAAAGCAGUUCGAGACGGCGCCGCUCUGCGAAUCGGGCUCGGCCUUGGCCAUGGCUGUAUCCAAACAGAUUUGCCUGGGCCCGGGCCUUCGCGGCGCUUAAAAAAUCCUGUUCUUGUCUUAAGUCACCUGGAGUCCAUGGCGAAUGCGCCUUUUCUGUUUGCAUCUUUGCGCGGAUUGCUUCGAUGUCUCGUGGAGACAGGUAGGGACGAAUCAAGUGCAUUGUUGCUUGAAGUUCCGCCAGAAGAUGACCGCUUGUGUGAGCUACUUUGUGAGCUGGUGUUUGACACGGACGCGCGAAGUCAAGACAGGCAAGGCAGCUCAAAUGACACUGCGCAAAUUCGCGCUUCCACACUGGCACGCCUGGCGUCGCUGAUGUAUCAGUACAAGCCCCAGUCACCAGACGAUGGCUUGAGGAUUUUGGAGAGACUGCUGAGCGUCAGAACAAAUCGGCAUUCCAAGAUCGAUGCUGCCUACAUCACGGAGCAAGGGGGUGUGGCCGCGCAGCUGGCACACGGACUGCCCAACCUCCUGCCAACGACACGGACAUGUAAGAGUUUGGCUUCAAAGACCAAGAAGGUUUUCGCUGCUAAGCUGAUAUCCCAGUUACUGGAGCGUCUCGUUUUCCCCUUGCCAGAAGCAAGCAUCGUCUUGCAGUUUUCGCUCCCCGCUGAGAGAGCUGUCAGCCAGCAGCUCAUGCGCGGACAAACCACAUCAUUCAUACACAAUGUCCAUGUCUUGGAAAGCGAAGCCUGGAACGCUGGCAGAACCUUGGAUGUAUUUGCCAUCCAGGCAAAAAGACGUUACGUCCUGGUUCUUGAAGAGAAUGCCGCGCUGCAAGGGGGCAGCUUGCCGCUGGGCACCUUAGUCUACUACGAGCAGCUGAGCAUCACGGAACCGGUCGUGCUCGUGGGCGCAGGAAAAGAGCUUCCGACCAUUUGGGGCGGGAAAGAUGGGGUUGUUGUCUCUGGAGCUGGUGCGUCGGCAUGUGCCUUGAGACAUCUGAGACUCUGCGCAGAGUCGCGCUGUCACGCUCUGACUGUGAGCAAUUCCAGCCCCCUCAUAGAAGGCUGCGAGAUUGUUGGGUCCUGCGGCGAUCCCGCAAGGGGCGCUCCUGCAGGGCUGGAGGUUCGAGGCCAGUCCGGUCCAGUCAUCCGUGAAUGCCGCAUCUUCGACCACGCAGGAGCGGGCAUUGCUUUCCUGCAAGGCGCCAACGGUUUGGUGGCAGCUUGCGAUGUGACUCGCUGUGCAUGUGGUAUUUGGCUGGAAGGCGAGGCUAAUCCGAUUAUUUGGCGCAACACGCUGGCCGGACAUCGAGGAGCAGGAGUGGUGGUUCGGGCCAGUGGUCGAGGCUGCAUUACUGGCAACACCAUUCUGCGAAACGGAGCUGGUGGCCUGCUCGUAGAAUCCUCACGGCGAGCUGUGACCACCAUAGUCCGAAAUCGUGUAUGGGCCAACAGCGGAUGUGACUUGCGACAGUCUCCAACCUCGACCGGCCUCCUGGCUGGAAAGGCGGCUGCUGUUACUCUGGCCAACACCGUGGGGCACCAGGACAGUCCAUCUGCGAGUCAUGGCACCGAGCUCACGGCGAUCUGGCCACAGCGCGUGGUGAUAAAUGCGCGCGACCUGCGAGCAGCCGUGCGUGAAGCUCCAUCAGACGGGUUCACGUUCCUCCAAUUGCAGGGCAAAGUUGUGCUCGAGGAGCCCCUUGUAUUGGAUAAGCCUGUCAUACUUGCAGGUGAGUCGCUAACAGGCGAUUCAGGAAGCGUCGAAUCACGAGGUGAGCUGCACGGACCGCCUGGUGGAUCAGUGGUCAUCAUCCAAACUGCCGAGAGCUGCGCGCUUUGGCGCUUGAACUUGGUUCUCUCGCCUGCAUCAACGCCAGCUUGUUGUUUGCAGGUGGAGACAGGAUCUCCUGUGCUGGUGGAUUGCGAUCUGCAGGUGCACGGUGUCCAGCUGGACGGAUCUGUGCCCACACACUGCGUUCGGGCAGCUGGCGGGGAGUCCAAGCUGUUGCUGAUCGGAUGCUCUCUUGCGGGGGCGACAGGAAACGGCUUGUUGCUGGUAGAUGGAGCAUCGGCUUCGAUGGUCAGAUGCCAGGUGAAGAGCAACCGCCAAGGUGGUGUUUUCCUCGCGGACGGUGCCUCCUUGCUGGCCGAAUCGUCUGACAUCAGUCGUAACGGGCACUUUGGCGUGGUGGAGGACAUAGUAAACAUUCAUGCAGACAGUGACGACUAUGUCACCGAGGUGGUGGACGUCACGGGUGGUAGUGAUGAGGAGGACUUGGUGGAGGUGAAAGCGGGCGAGCCUCCCCGAUAUUUCCAUGGAUACAGAAGGGGUCGCGAACUUGGCAGAGGCGCCUCUGGCCAAGUUUUCGUGUGCCAUAAGAAGGGUACAGAAGGAGGCUUUGCCGCGGGCUUUGCCGUCAAAGCGGUGGACCUGCGAAGGCUUCAUCUCCAGCCCAAUGCAGAACGCGAGGAGAAGAAGCUGAGCCGGGAAGUUGAGAUUCUGAAGCGUCUUCCACCGCACCCAAACAUUGUUCAGCUGGUGGAUACCUUCGAAGAAGGUGAGUGGUUUCUCUUGGUCCUAGAGCUGGUCGGUGGUGGUGACUUGUACACUGUUCUGACGAACAGGGAGCCACCCAGACUGCACGAGCGUGAGGCUGCUUUUGUCUUGGCGCAGCUGGCGGGUGGGCUUGCAUUCUUGCACGGACAGGGGGUCAUUCACCGGGACAUGAAGCUCGAGAACGUUCUAGUGCAUGGGGAGCGCCGUGAACGUCCACUGAUUCUCUACACUGUGAAGAUUACGGACUUUGGCCUUUCCAAGGCAAUAGGAGCUGGCUUCAGCGAAGCUCGAUCUACGGUCGGCACGCGGCCAUACACAGCUCCUGAGGUUCUCAGGGAGGACUCGCACGACUUCAGCUCCGACCUUUGGUGCUUGGGUGUACUCCUUUUUGUCCUGCUUGCAGGGCACUUCCCCUUUUCAAAGAUUCCGUUUAAGCAAGAAGAAUUACAGAUGAUCGUUGGCAAGCUGAAGAUCAGUGACACCUCAAAGUCCGUGGUGCUUGGACUUCUGCAGCUGGAGCCACGUCAGCGAACGGACCUGGCAACUUUGAGCCGCCACGAAUGGCUGUGUUACGAAGUGGAGUCUCCAGAUGAAGCUGAGAAGUCGGAUAAACCGAAGCGGACGCGAUCUGUAAGUGCCUCACCCUCCAUGCGGCCGAUUGCACCCCAGCCGGUGGCAAGCGUGCCCGCCAAGAAACCCACAGAGUCACCUGCAGAGGCAGUUCCCAGUGAAGCAUGUGCGGGCCAGGGCCACACAGCUAAAAUUGAAUCUGGAGCUGCUGUGCCAGGGCCAGAGCCACCAGCUCCUACAGAGCAGGGUCCGGUGAGUCCAGUCAUAGUUCCUCCACGCGUUGAUGUGCCACAGAACCUCCAGGUAGUUCCAAAGCGUUCCAUCUCGAUGAUAACGACAGGCGAAGUCUCACCACCGAGCUCUGACCCAGAAGUGAUGCAGCUGCAUUUGGUGGUGCCUGACCGGCUUGCUGGCACGAUCAUGGGCAAGGGCGGCCCACAACUGAAGCAGAUUUCCUCAACUUUGGGCUGUCAGGUACGCAUGAUUUCACGAAAGACGGUGGGACAGCACCGAAUCAUUGGACACCACCGCAUCGUGAUAUUCGGCACCUAUAACCAAUGUGUAAUUGUGCAAGAGUUGGUGCACGGGCGUUUGAUGGACGCACUGCGCGCAGAGGGCAAAGAGCCCACAACAGAGACUGCUGUUGUUCUAUUCGUUCGUGCAGAAGCUGCAGGAAUGGUCAUUGGUAAGCAGGGCUGGGUACUGAAGCAAAUCCGCAAGCAAUCCAAUGCAAAGAUCCAGCUGCUGCGAGAGGAAGUCCGAGGCCAACGUCCCUGCAUUAUUGAGGGCGAGCUGCAAAGCAUCAUCCGUGCCGAGAAGCAUGUCUUUGACUUGGUAGCAGCCGUUCAGGUUGUACCUCCCAAUGCCCCCGCACCAACCAUGGAAAUGGGUCAAAGCCCGCGCUGGACUACCUCUGGCCCAUACUUGCCACGGACUCGCAUCAGUGCAGAGCCUCUUACUGGCAAAGUGGUGUUCUGGAAGGGUCAGGUGGGCUGGAUAGAGCCAGAGCAUGCGGUCAACCAUCCCAAGGCGUAUGCCCACAAAGGGCAGCUUUAUGUACAUUCACAAGAUGUGUUGAACGGCGAAACGCUGUCCUCGGGCACACAAGUGCGGUUCCACCUCUACGAGGAUAGUAGUGUCGCAUGGCUUGAUGUGAGCGGUGCUCCUGUUCUGCAAACAAAGCCAAGCGCAGCAGCCAAGUCGCGCCCGUCCUCUGCUUCGACCCCGCCGUCGCGAAGUGCUGGCUCAAAGGAACAGCCCAGACCACGAUCCUCGUCAGCACAGUCCCAGUCCUCGGAUUUGGCUGCAGACGGUCCCCUGGAUGCAAAGCCGAAGAAGAAGAAGAAGGACAGGUCCAAAGGCACUUCUGGAGACAAGGAAGAAAAGGAACACAAAGAUGCAGAGGCAAAGACAGAGAGCGCUGCCGGAGGUGAGAGCGGACGCAGUGAGGAGCCGACGCCACCGUGGUCUGCAGAGGAGGCCGACACAAGCACUGUCGUGGACGAGGUCUCCGAGGCACCAGAUCGAUCCGGACAGGCUGCCGAGGAAGGAGGCCACGAAGCCUGGCUCAGGACCAGGAUGGAGAGAUCGGCUGGCUUCGGCGCUGAGGAGGGCGACAGAUGGACGCUUUUCGAGAUAUUGGAAAUGUUGGCCACGAAAGACAACCACAAAGAGGAGGUUCUGGACAGUGUCGGUUUGAGUGGCCAGAUCAAGCCACACGACACAGUUUAUCUUCGUGGCCAUACCGGUCGAUGGAUGGCUGUCAAAGAUGGCACGCAAGUGCUGUGCAAUGCAGCCGAUCGAACGCAAGCUGCGGCGUUUGUCAUUGAGUUUAAGGGUCCCGCUUUGAAGAAUGACUGCCGAGUGGGCUUCAAGCUGGACUCCGCAGAUGGACGCGCGCUUUGGCUUGGCGUAUUGCCAUCCGGGGAUGUGGGGCUGUUGCAGAAAGGCGACGGAGGAUCGGACACCUCCAUGCGCUUCGUGGCAAAGACUACUUCACCUGCGGCAGUGUUGUCUGGAACAUCAGUCCAUUUCAAAUCCAUGGCAACGGGCAAGAUGAUGGAAGUAGAUGGUGCCGACGUGCGUGCGCGAAGCAACACUGAAGGCACUCGACAACGAAUAGCCGUUGAGAAACUGGCCGUUGACAUCUCCUUGCCAGAGCCCUCCCCUGAUGUGGAUCUGACCGUGGAGCAGAAGGCUUGGGCUUAUUUGCAGGCGGCCCACUGCGCCCUGGUUGACAGGCAGAACCUCGCCCGCUUUCUGAGCAGCCCCAAGCCACACUGCAAGGAGCUGCUCAAGGCAUACACGAAGUUGUGGGAGUCUGAAUGGCGUGUGGAAUGGAGGCAGACCUUGGAGAUCCCAGAGGAAAGCGCGGCCAGCUCUCCUGGCAGCCGGCAGUCAUCACGGAGUAAUUCGGCUGGGCCGGCUGCGACUUCAGAUUCUUCGCGACCCCGAGCUCGAUCUCAGUCCAUCAGAAGACGGAUGAGCCGAACUGACUGGAUCUUGGGCAUGGUGGGUGGCGUGUCGUCUACCGCUGAUGACAAGAGCAACGGUAAUUUGUUUGUAUCGGCCAUGCGCUCAUUUUUCGCCAAUGCAAUCAAGAUGUCGCAGCUCGAGGCUGACCCUGUCCAGCGGGUCAUUGAGGCGUUCGCAGAAGCGCUUGUUGCGGAUGCUGCAUUCCUAUCGUGUUUCGAGGCAUCGAUGCUUCCCGAGAAGGAGCGUCAGACAUAUCGCAAACCAGACGAGGUCCUUUUCGGCCUCGCCUAUACAACGUUAAUGCUCAACACAGACAUGCACAACAAACAGGUUGCUUCAAAGAUGUGGGACAGUAAGAAGUUCGUUGGCGCAGGCAAAGGCUGCGGAGUGACUGGUGGCUUGAUGGCCCAAAUAUACAAGAAUGUGCAGAGUGAGGAGAUCUAG